AUGAGACGUUUGAAGACAAAGCUUGAGAAAAGCUUACCGAAAUUAGUUCAUCCCAGUUGGUGCUACGAGUCAUGUUCGGGUCAUGGCCGAUGUUGGCAACUACCAAAGCGCCAAGAAUUUUGCGAAUGUGAGCCCGGUUUCUCUGGGCUUUUCUGCGACAAUGAGAUUACUUUUAAUUAUUGGUGGUUCUGGUUGUCAAUCGGGAUCUCGUUGAGCAUUUUGUUAUUACUGCCCGUUCUUUGGUGUUACGGUCAAUUGUUCCCCAACGUCCACUCUCACCACAUUGUCUUCAGAGAG
Molecule: messenger RNA, 297 nt
Organism: Mesorhabditis belari
Lineage: Eukaryota; Metazoa; Nematoda; Chromadorea; Rhabditida; Rhabditidae
Source: the annotation of a GenBank genome assembly